AACAAAGAAAGCAAGGAGGAUACGAAAAAGAAGAAGAAGAAGAAAUGUCAUUGAUAGAAGUUCGCAGCAGUUGCAUUUGGCGGGGUGGCAACGAUGGCCGCUGAUUGGUCGAGAGCCCAGUCAGAAAAGUUGUUUUGGUGAACAAUGGCGGUGGCGGUGCGAUGCAACCAUCGAUCCGCACUCUGAUAUUUAUUCGCUUUUCCUGCUCUUCUUACACCGCGGAGAUAUAAUUAGUUAAUUCAAGAUGCCUCGCUUAGGCCUUGGUUUUGACAUGGACCAGUUCCUGGAACAUUGUCGAAUGACCAAACCCCCUUACGAGUGCCCUCAUGCAUCCUGUGGUAGGAUUUACCGCAGUCUUUCUGGAAUCCAGAACCACAUGACAACGUACGACCAUGAAAAUCCUCCACCAAAUGUUGUUACGCCCAAAUCCGCACGCAAGAAAAAUAUGAAGAGACCUCCUUCCCCUUUAGCUAAUCAGGAUCCAGAGCCUCCAUCGAUACCUUACUCUCACGAUAUGAAAACUGUUGAGUUUGAGGUUGAUGGAAAGCUGACGUGCCUGUCGGUGUACGACCCCAUCGAGAUUUUGUCAAAGGAAGAGUAUGAAGCAUCAAUGCCUCCUGCAUUAGAAGAACCCCCACCACAAGAACAAGCACGGACACCUACCUUGAAGCCAGUACAGUCUAAAACACCUGUUGGUCAGAAUAGCAACAAUGGCAGCACAAAUUCUAGUACAUCAGUGCAGAAACCACCAAAGGGUCGGACAUCUGACAAGGACCGUGGAGUAGAUGUGCAACGGUACACUAUCGAAGACAAGAAAACAAAUAAACUCCCUGAAGCUUCUUUUAGAGUCAUAGAAGAUUAUUAUAAAAACUUACCAGAUGCACCACCACUACCAUCAAACUAUCAUAGGUUCAUUGAAAAAAGCUUAGAAGAAUUAGAUGAAGAAGUGGAGUAUGACAUGGAUGAGGAAGAUCGUGCCUGGCUACAACUUAUUAAUGAACAACGAGCUGUUGAUCAGCUCCCCCCUGUUGAAAUGGAGUCUUUUGAGUUGCUGAUGGACCGACUAGAGAAGGAAUCUUUUUUCCAGGCACAGUCAUGUGGUAGAGACUCUGGAGUUCCAAUUGAUGAAGAUGCUGUUUGCUGCAUAUGUAUGGAUGGGGAAUGCCAAAACAGCAAUGUUAUACUUUUCUGUGAUAUGUGCAACUUGGCAGUUCACCAGGAAUGCUAUGGUGUUCCUUAUAUUCCUGAAGGACAGUGGCUGUGUCGACGUUGCUUGCAGUCUCCAUCUAGAGCUGUAGAUUGUGCCUUAUGCCCUAACAAAGGUGGUGCAUUUAAGCAGACAGAUGAUGCCCGGUGGGCUCAUGUAGUUUGUGCCAUGUGGAUCCCUGAAGUUUGUUUUGCUAAUACCGUGUUUUUGGAACCAAUCGAUAGCAUUGGGAACAUUCCUCCUGCUAGGUGGAAGCUUACCUGCUACAUUUGUAAGCAGAGAGGUGUUGGAGCGUGCAUCCAGUGUAACAAAGUUAAUUGCUAUACAGCAUUCCAUGUAACGUGUGCUCAACAAGCAGGGCUUCAUAUGAAAAUUGACGCUGUUCGAGAAACAAGUGCAAAUGGAACGUCCGUUACUGUUCGAAAAGCAGCUUACUGUGAUAUGCAUACCCCAGCUGACUCCGAUGCGCGUCCUCAGCUUGACGAAAUCAUGGACUCGGCCAAGAAAGCAGCAGCCAAAGCAGCGUCGCGUCAGAAAAUGAAGAAGGCUCGGAAAAUCUUGGCCGAGAAACGCUCAGCAGCGCCCAUUGUAUCAGUCCCCACCAUUCCUGCUGAUCGUCAAAUGCUCCCCUCCUAUAGUGGUGUUGUCAACUUUGUGCCCAUCUUGCCUCCUGAAAAUAUCCAGAAAUUAGCAUCCCUAGUCAACAUAGAAAAGAGAUCUCAGUUCAUGCAUCGCUUACUCGCAUUUUGGACACUGAAACGCCAGUCUCGAAACGGUGUCCCUCUUCUCCGCCGUCUCACAACAUCACAUGCCCGUCGCAGUAAUCGGCAAAUGGAAGAAAAAUCUGUUUGUAUGAGAGACAAAGAGAAGUCUGCCAGCGAUUCAGAAAGGCUACGAGAAGAAAUCAAGUACUGGCAGAGAUUGCGGCAGGAUUUAGAGAGAGCAAGGCUUCUUUGUGAAUUAAUUAGGAAGAGAGAGAAGAUGAAAAGAGAGUUUGUCAGAGUGAGAUCUGAAGAAGUGAAGGUACAAUUGGCACCAUUCGUACAUUUGCUGCUACAAACUAUUGAUUUGAUACAAGAGAAAGAUCAGCAGAUGAUAUUUGCAGAGCCAGUCGAUUUUGAUGAGGUAUUGGAUUAUCUAGAUGUGGUUAAGCAUCCCAUGGACUUGUCUACAAUGCGGCAGAAAGCCCAGGCUCACCAGUAUCAAAACAUUGAUCAAUUCAAUAGUGACUUUGAGCUAAUGAUUGAUAACUGCCUGACUUACAAUGCCAAGGAAACCAUUUUUUAUCGGACUGCUAUUAAGUUAAGGGAUCAGGGUGGUGCAGUAAUUCGUCAGCUUCGAAGAAAUAUUGAGAACAUUGGAUUUGAUAUGGAAACGGGACUGCUGCUGCCACACCGGCCAAAACCAUCACCUGAAUAUUCAGACAACAAAAUCAUCAAAGAAGGUGAAAUGAUUGAUGAAGUACUUUCAACGGAUAUGGAUGAAUCCAUGAGCUAUGAGGACCGGGAGAAGUCUUUGUUAGACCUGCUAGACAAAGCCAACGUGAUAAGACACCCUGUUGCGCGUAUCAAACGUGUGAAAGCCAUCAGGAGGGAAAUUGGUAUGGUGCGUAGGAAACUGUCACUCAAUCAUCAUAAGUCAGCGUACUAUGAUUCUGAUGAAGAUACAGAUAAAGAUGAUUCUGAUGUUGAUGACAGUUCUGUUAUUGAUGAUGAAGCAGAACCUGGUGAACCUGUUCGUCCAAAUACUCCGCCCCCUUUGUCUUCUCAAAUAGUUGGGACGCAUCUUAAACAUCAUACAAGCACUACGUCUCCAAUUACUUCGUUGAGAUCAACACCCUUAAUGGCUUCUUCCCCAAGAAAUAGCCGUGCUCCGAGAAGAAUUGGAAUUAAAAGUGCUUCCAAGACAGAUGAAAAACAACAGCGAAUUGAUAGUUUCUUCACACGCAUUACUAAAACUCCUAUCAGACCACCUCCAGCCGAACAAGAAUCAGUAGCAGCCAUUGCGGAUGAAGCUAAAGCUGCUAAACCUGAUAAAGAAGACUCAGCAAAGGAAACUCCAAAGAAGCGUGGAAGAGGUAGACCUCCAAAACGACUCUGCAUCUCUACAGAACAGACUGUAAAUGCAACAACUAAAAUAGUAGACAGUGAUAUUGGUGAAACUGCAAAUAGCACAAAAGAAGGUCAUGAAGAUGGGCCAGAUGAAGGGACCCCUUCUGUACCAAGUUCACCUUCAGGAGUAAAUCGGCGAACCUCUGUGCUUUUCACCAAAAAAGCAGGAGCACUUUUUAAGAAGCCAGAUAAUUCUCCACAGAAGCGCGUAUCUCGCCAGCGUCGGGGAUCUGAGGGGAACCAGGACACCAACAGUGACACUGAAAGUCAGUGUUCUGAAAAAGGGGUGAAAACAACAAAGAAAAAGAAGGGUCCACCUAUGACUGCAAAAACCAGUUCAUCAUCUUUGUCGUUUCCAGAUGGCAUAUCCAUUUUAGAUCUAGAUGCAGGGGUGCCUCCUGCCAAGGAUUCCUUUAAAAUGUACAGACAGGGGGGAGAUAUCCCUCCAGAAACUGAUGAAGAUACACACUCUGAGUCUAAUUCAACACUAAGUGACACAGAAGAUGACACAGCAACAGACACAGAUUCAGAGGGUGGAGGCAGUGAGACUGAUUCAAGUGGAGAUGGCGAUUCCCCUGGAUCAGAACCAACGGGAGAUCAGAUUCCAUUAGAACCUCUAGACCUCGUUUGGGCCAAAUGUCGAGGAUACCCUUGGUAUCCUGCAUUAAUCAUAAACCCAAAAAUGCCAAAGACUGGUUACUUUCACAAUGGUGUGCCCAUUCCUGUUCCGCCGGAUGAUGUGUUGGCUUUAGCCAACAAUUACCCAUCUCCUAUGUAUUUGGUUCUCUUUUUUGAUAAUAAACGAACUUGGCAGUGGCUGCCACGUGUUAAAUUAGAACCUCUAGGUGUAGAUUCAGCAUUAGAUAAAGCCAAACUAGUUGAAUCUCGGAAACCAGCUGAGAGGAAAGCGGUCAAGAAAGCCUACGAGAAAGCUAUUUUACACCGGUGUCGAGUCACAGGAGAAAACACUGGACUCAGUGGAGAAUCAGACAACGAAGAAGCCAGCUAACUCUGGCAUGUCAUAAUCGCUCUUUAUUUUUCUAUGUCCCGUUAACUUUCACAGCACAAAAAAGUGCUGAACUAAGGAGUAACCUCUUCCCUUUAUUGCCAUGCUCUUCCUUUUCCAACAUGGCAUGUUUGCGUUUUUUUUUUUUUUUUUUU
This is a messenger RNA of Macrobrachium nipponense, 4479 nucleotides long. It is a transcript of the gene Br140, whose product is annotated as bromodomain-containing protein 1-like. NCBI's taxonomy places the organism in Eukaryota, Metazoa, Arthropoda, Malacostraca, Decapoda, Palaemonidae. Gene Ontology annotation, cellular component: MOZ/MORF histone acetyltransferase complex. Gene Ontology annotation, biological process: regulation of transcription by RNA polymerase II. The coding region runs from base 245 to 4327 and encodes 1360 amino acids. The transcript has 28 exons. Gene Ontology annotation, molecular function: protein binding. The record is from RefSeq and is a predicted model, not a curated record.